Messenger RNA from Bipolaris oryzae ATCC 44560, 1230 nucleotides. RefSeq lists its product as uncharacterized. NCBI's taxonomy places the organism in Eukaryota, Fungi, Ascomycota, Dothideomycetes, Pleosporales, Pleosporaceae. The transcript has 3 exons. Bases 1 to 1230 code for a protein of 409 amino acids. The record is from RefSeq and is a predicted model, not a curated record.
AUGGUCGGACGUGUAGCCAGACGACGCGUGCUUCCGAGGGCCGGGGCUAUAUGGCAGACAGGGAGGCCAUGGAAGGGUAACUGUGUGCUAGCUGGCUUAGCUGCUGGUACGGCGGGCGCACGCCAUCAGGGAGGCUUGAGGCACGGAGGAUGGAGUAGGAGGCGAGGCAGGCAGGCGGGCAGGCAGGCAGCGUGUGGGUCGGGGCGCAAAGGGCCCAGGAGCGGGUCUCGUGAAGAGCAAAAAGGGCCAAAGCGCUGGCCCACCGGGCCGUCGACAGUCAGUAUAGGCAGAAGAGGGACACCAAGGGGAGCAGCAGAGAGGGAAAAAGCAGAGGGUGAGGGGGGCCAGCGUCUGGGAGGUGGCGGGCGUGAUUGGCGGCUGGCUGACUUGUUAAGCAAGAAGCAACGGGAUGAGCACAUGCAUGCGGCCUUUGGCUCGGGGGGGAAGAGAAGGCGACGAGGGGGGGGAAGGAUUGCGGAGCGCGUUCCGGACCAUGGGCUUGUCUGGAGGAAGCAGUGCUGGAUAUUGGACAGGGCACGCCAGGGCACGCCAGGGCGGGCUGCGGGGGGUUGCAGACGAGCUGCAGGGUCCAGUAAGGCGGUAGAAGAAGCAAAGAAGCCUUUUGGCAAUAUUCAAGAGGACGAGCUGCGAGUCGGAGAAAGGGAGGGCGGCCCAUGUUCCAUGCUCGCUCUGCACAAAGCAUACAUAUGCAUACUUGGACAGGCGCGGGGAACGGCCCUAGCGAAUGCAGCCUCUGUCGGAUUAGGAUUAUGCACCACGCCCACCGUGCGGGCAACACACCCUCUCUCACCCACAUCCACAGCCCGCCACUCCCUCCACACCCUCCACUCCCUCCACCACGCCCGCACUGCACAUCAACCUCCCCAUCUGGCUGCGUCGCGGAGCCGGGCUGCGGUUUCACCAGCCCUCGCAUCGCCCACGCUGCAGCGGAUCGAUGCACACGCAAAUCAUGGACAUGCCGAGCAUAUGCACCUCCACGUGUUCGCGCAGACUGCCCGGCCCAAGUGGCGCCUUGCACUCGCCCACAGCCGGUCCGCGUCCACCCUCACGCUGCCACACGCGGAAGUGAUUGACACAUGUCAGCGCACCCCAUUCUCCGCUGCCAUCGCUGACACCAUGGUCGAUCGACGCCCGACCGCCCGUCCUUUGUCCCGGGCCACGGGUCGCUGGUCACGGGAGUCGUAUCCAACGGAUCCCAGCCCAUUAUAG